Syngnathus acus (greater pipefish) is the source of this 2877-nucleotide messenger RNA. It is a transcript of the gene ice2, whose product is annotated as interactor of little elongator complex ELL subunit 2. The record is from RefSeq and is a predicted model, not a curated record. Bases 57 to 2723 code for a protein of 888 amino acids. Gene Ontology annotation, cellular component: transcription elongation factor complex. Lineage: Eukaryota; Metazoa; Chordata; Actinopteri; Syngnathiformes; Syngnathidae. The transcript is spliced from 15 exons. Gene Ontology annotation, biological process: snRNA transcription by RNA polymerase II; positive regulation of transcription by RNA polymerase III; snRNA transcription by RNA polymerase III.
CGAAGAAGAAAACCACCCAGCGUGUUUGCUAACUGGCUAGUGGCUAGCUAGCUCAAAUGCUCCUACUCCGUACUGUCCAACCCGUAACAGUUAUGGAGCCGGUGAGGGAGGACCCUCCUGUAUCCGAUGCUCCCUUCUUCACCAAAGACGCUUAUGAUCAAUAUUCCCUUGCACCCAGUGUUAGAGAGCUGUGGAGCUCGCUACAAAGUCCUGCAGAGAAUGCCAGUGGUGCUCAGUCUGGACCAAAGUCUACUACCAAAAAGGUUGCAGAGUUUAAAAACAGCAGCAAUAAAGAUGAUUCCCCCUGGGAUGCCAUGGACACUGACACGUCUUUCAUGGACGAUUCUUUGGAGUCUCCAGGAGGAUUUAAAAAUCCCCCAAAAGCAAAUGUGCAGAUGAAGAACGCGGGUGGUGAUGUUUUCCCUCAACCCAGACUGCCCUUCCCGUGUGUGUCCAGUCUGUCCAGCAAAGAGCAGAGGGCGUAUGUUGACAUUUUGUGUAAGAAAUCCAGAGAUCCUCCCGAGCACCUGAAAGCCCGAGUAGACCAAGAAGUGAUGCAAUUUCAGAGGUACUUGCAAGAUGUGGCCAAAGUAUGUGCAGACGACUACAAUUUCAUAUCACAAGGAGCUCUACAAUAUGCAGAGGAUUAUUUGAGGGCACGUUUGGAGCAAAUCCAAACAUUGCCCCAGCUUUAUCAGAUCUGCGAGAUGACCAGUUUGACUGGCGGAACGUUCAACCCGGGACUGUGUCUCACCUUUGAAAAGCAGCUUGUUGUCAUGGGCAGUAUGGAUAUCACAAGCCACGUAAUAAUGGCUGCUGAUGCGCAGCUUGCAACGGAUUAUCAGAGUGUUUCAUCAGAAAAUCCUCCAGCCAAAAAAGCUAAGGACAUACACGCUGCAAUCAGCAGUGACGAUAAUGCCGAGAAGUUGUGUGCACGCUACGAGCCGCACGUGUGUCUCACCCGGGAGGCCUUGGUCACGCUGUUGGACAACCACGGCCCUGAUUUUGCUCAGAGAUGGGAACUUCCGGUUACCAUUCAAAUGAACCAUGGCAAAGGUGUGAGUCAGAAGAAGACUGUUUACAUAGAAUCAGCCCUAAUAGACAAUGAAAUAACCGUGAGACAAAAGACUCUCAUCUACCACGAGGAGAGUUUGAAGCUCUCGAUUAUAAAGAAUGGAACAAGAAACAUGUCCCAGUUAAUGACCGAACUUCCUUCGCUGGAGGGCCCCCAAAGAAAUGUGAUGUCCCUUGCCGGUGAUGACCUCGACUUUGGUGUGGAUGUCACUGACCUGGAGACUUUUGGAGAGGUGCCAGUCACGAGAUGGAAGAAAACACAAAAUGAGCAACUGAAACGUGGUCAAAGUGCGAGCCAGGCGAAACAGCUCGCUAAUCCUCCGGGGGAAGGGAUGUGCAGCUCCGCGGAAGAUCUCAAGCAUCACCUGGCAACAGAGCAGACGAUUCCGACGGUUGAGACAAACGCCGCAAAGCCAGCGUGCGAAUCUGAAAAGGAAAGUGACCUCGAGGAUGACAACAGACUGAUCAUUGACGACUCAACGCCACUGUCUACAGCCGCGACGCCCUCCACGUUUCCCGCCGAGUCGGUCACCUCUCCUAAAGGGCCGACGACACGGAGGCAAGCGUCCAAAAGAGCCAAAGGCCCGGCCGACCAGCUGGGGGAGAUCUUGCGCAUGCAGACGGCCACGUUCAGCACGGCCAGUGACGUCGCAAGCAAAAGCCACACCUUGUCCCAGGAGAGCGUUUCACCCACCCCAUGCGUGGAGCCCCCACGACACACCCUCCCGCUAUCGCUCGUGAAACCAUGCGUCACCUCUUACUUGGAGAGGAACCGGCCGCACAGUGGAGAAAGCUCAUCUGUUCCUCCAGUGAUCCACAUGAGCUCCCCAGAGAAGAAAAAAAUAUUGUCUCAGGAGCUGCAGGCUGGCGCCGAAAACCAACAAGACUACACGUCCCCGGAGAGCGGCAACCUGAUGUAUGAGCUCUUCAGUCUCCAAGACGUUCUCAUCGUAGUACGGAGCUCAGUCUCCCUAGCUCGAAAAGUGGUUAAAAACUCCAGCCAGUUUGUGCCGGUGCAUGUUUUGCCCAAGCUGGAGUACCAGCUGUGUCACGGGGUCGAGUGUCUGACCAGCAGCGAGGCUUGCCAGCUGUGGACGGAAACGGCACUGCACGCCACGACAGUGUCCUUCGUAGCUCACAUCAAUCCACACACUUCUAAAGUUGCGCUGCUCAGAAGGCUGCCUGACGCGUGGCGACAAAACAGCUCCUGCGGGUUCAACCCGGUGAAGUCACUCAACAUUCUGCACCACCUUUUGAAAAAGCUGACAAAAAUGGAAGAAGGGCAAUACCUGAUCACCCACAAACCAGGGGAGCCUUUUGUGACUUUCCUAAAAGUGACCGAUGAGAAAGUGUGUCGAACCGCUUACGACUUGCACCGAGUCCACGGCCAUCUCCCCCGGCCUCCCGAAAAUGGCCCCGUGCCGUGGAUACCCGUGGAUCCCACCGUGGUGCUGCCUUUUCACAAAAACCACGGACGUGUCCCCUGCACCUUUCCCCCGCAAUCUGUGCCACAGGCUUCAAUCGAUGCAAAUGCGGCAGGGACAGCGGGCAAGCCAGGAGGGAAGAAGAAGAAGAAAAAAAAGAAAAAAAACUACUACUCAGCAAAUCGCAACAAUUCCAUUCAAAAAGUCAUCCAGCAUCCAUUUUAAGAUCUCUCAGCAUGUUAUAUGCGAGAUACUCCAUGCUAAAACCCUCAAAGUAGUUUCUAUGUUUUCUAAAGCAGCCAUGAUUGUAUAUGUUCUCAGUUGUACUUUUCUAAAAUGGAAGCCCAAUAAAGUUGCAAACCUGAGGGUCACCUGAUUA